AGCCCUCCUGCCCCUCUGACAGAGAGCAGGAAAACUUUGUGCUGUCAAAAGAUAGCAAAUCCCCUCAGAAAGCCCGUCACGUCACUUAUGAGCCCCGUUCGCAGUGUUUCUGCUUUGGAGGACUCGCGUCUUUCUCUCUGCGGAUUUUAUUAAAACCAGGAACAUGUCAGUGAACCCGAGUUUUGUGAGUCCUUUCCACAGACCCCGCUGUUUAUCCGCCGCUGCCCCCGCGGGGAGCGCCAAACUCACCCACCCUGGAAAAGCUAUUUUAGCCGGUGGCAUUGCUGGAGGCAUUGAAAUCUGCAUCACAUUCCCAACAGAAUAUGUGAAAACUCAACUACAGUUAGAUGAAAAGGCCAAUCCACCUCGAUACAAAGGAAUCGUCGACUGUGUGCAGCAGACGGUACGGGGUCAUGGGGUGAAAGGGCUGUACAGGGGUCUAAGUUCUCUGCUGUAUGGAUCCAUUCCCAAAGCUGCGGUGAGGUUUGGAAUGUUCGAGUUCCUCAGUAACAAGAUGAGGGAUGAAUCUGGGAAGUUAGACAGCACACGGGGUAUGAUCUGCGGUCUGGGGGCAGGUGUUGCUGAGGCUAUAGUCGUUGUGUGUCCUAUGGAGACUAUAAAGGUGAAAUUUAUCCACGAUCAGUCUUCAGCAAACCCGAAGUACAGAGGCUUUUUCCACGGUGUGAGAGAAAUAAUCAGAACACAAGGACUCAAGGGAACAUAUCAAGGUUUGACGGCUACUGUACUGAAGCAAGGCUCCAACCAGGCCAUUAGAUUCUAUGUAAUGACCGCUUUGAGAAACUGGUACAAAGGUGAUAAUCCAAAUAAGGCGAUUAACCCUCUCAUAACGGGAACAUUCGGAGCCAUUGCGGGUGCAGCAAGUGUGUUUGGAAAUACGCCGCUUGAUGUGAUCAAAACUAGAAUGCAGGGAUUAGAAGCUCACAAAUAUAAAAGCACUGUUGACUGUGCCAUGAAGAUCAUGAAACACGAGGGACCAGCCGCAUUCUUCAAAGGCACAGUGCCCAGAUUAGGCCGUGUGUGUAUGGAUGUGGCUAUAGUGUUCAUAAUCUAUGAAGAGGUGGUCAAAUUUCUCAACAAGGUUUGGAAGACAGAUUAAUGAUCUUGAUAAAACCUAUUGAUGUGCAGAGUCUGACCCUCAUGACAUCACGCUGGUGCGACGACUGGGCACAUUUACACAGGGUCCGAAAUAUCUGCCUACAGCAGACCUACAAAUCACUGGAAUGUAUUUCAUUUGUUUAGAGAAAAAUUACCCAAACUAAUGUGAGAAGACAUCAAUUACUUGAACAUUAGAUGAAUAGGAUUAUUUUAUCCCAUGGACCAAUUUUAAUCAUUUGUUUUUUUGAAUAGAUUAGGUUUUUAUGGAGAGCUAAAUCUUUGGGAAAACAGACUUCACUCUAAUGUUUUUUUAUAAAGCAUUUUGUUAAGUGUCCUAAUUUUAAUAAUGUUAUUUUUCCAAAGUGCAAUUUACCAGCAAAUAUUUCUCAUGUUUUUCACGUUGUAAAAGAUCUUAUUUUAGUUUCCUUACAUGUGGUCAUAUACUGAGUGCUCAGGGGGGUAAAAAACACAGUAAAAUUAGGUAACAGAAAAAUAACCAAUACUUUUCAGAACAACAUGUGUUUUAUACCCAGUAGAGGUACAUAUAAUACAUGCACUUUGACAUUUGGUAGUAAUCCAGGUUUAACGAUUAUUUUAAGUGCCUACAGUAUAUUAAUAUACUUUCUUUGUUAAUUAUGUUUGUUUACAUUGCCAUAAGUUGCAUUUAAUUUCUCCCUGCUCUAACACAAAUUAUUGAUAACAUUGAAAAUCAUUUUGUGAGAAAUGUUGCUCUGAUUCGGACCGAAUUUACUUUCAUCUCUAAUGAAUACCACACAACAUGCUGUGCAUAUCCACUCAAACAGUACAAAAACUAAACAGUGUUUUUAUCAUAAGGGAGCGUCACCAAAAUCCCAGGUUACUCAAAUAUGAUGUUUACUUAUUAGCUUCAGCUAAGUGCAGUUAAUGAUGUUAAAGCUCAACACACAUGUGGGAGUCUCUUAAAUGCCGAUCAUCGAUCACUACAUGCCUUAAACAUGAUACACAUUCUUUUAUGUUCCACAGUUUUUCUACUUUCCUACCUCAAGAUGUUGUCAAAAAUCUAAAAACUAGAACUUGCAGUGCUAAAGAACAAAAUAUUUCAGGUUAAAGUGACACAAUAUAAGAUAUAGCGGGUGACAUUUUAUAAAGUGAAUGUCCACUUUUAACAUUUUGACAGUUGUUAAAAUUUCAUAUUAUAUAUACCAGACCAGAGAUCAAGAGUGACUUGUAGUAUGCAACAGUUUUAGAGUAUAAAAGUACCCAGGUCAGGGAAUAUACGGCUAAUAUUGAGUGCUGUUUACCUUCACAUCAUCAUGUGGGAAUAUAGGAGUAUAACAGAUUUAUGUUAUAAAACAACUGUGCCUGUGGUUAUUCAUGUAGUUAAAGUUAGAGCUUCUUAAAAUGAUCCCUUAAGGUUAUGUUCACAAUGUGAUAGCCAAAUCAGAUGUGAUAUGUGCGCUUUGUAAAUCUGAGGACAGUUCAAAUGUUCAAGCAUAAUGUGCCUUCAGCUUGUGUUUUCACUUAGAAUAAACUAUGCUGACUGUAAAGUGUGUUUGUUUAAUUUACAUGGAAGUAAAUAAAGACCUCAAGCCUCUUAAAACAAUACACUAACAUAUAUAUAAAAAAAAUCUUUCAAUCUGCAACAUGUAUCAAUAAUGUUUUUCUGUAUGACAUCUCUGUUCUCUUUUAUAAAAUGAUAAAUACAAUUAAUUUUCACACAGUGUU
Molecule: messenger RNA, 2820 nt
Organism: Triplophysa dalaica
Lineage: Eukaryota; Metazoa; Chordata; Actinopteri; Cypriniformes; Nemacheilidae
Gene: slc25a1b
Product: slc25a1 solute carrier family 25 member 1b
Exons: 9
Coding region: 164-1117 (317 amino acids)
Biological process (GO): mitochondrial citrate transmembrane transport
Source: RefSeq, a predicted model, not a curated record